GUGGCAACGUCUGUGGACAUUGCAAUAAAUAAAGGGGAAGCUUCUUUCUCUGCCUACGUUUUUUGUUCAUUACCUUUUACCAACUGUUUCAUCACCCCAAGAGACAAAACAAAGCCUCAAGUUCUCAACUGAUAUAUUUUCAGACAUCAAGCAGAUCAAAUCAAAUUGUUGGUGCCCUUUUGAAAGUUCUGAUCGUUACUGAUUUGGGUAACGCUCCUUUCAAUAAAUAUGCCUUGUGGUCAUGUAGAUGGAGAAUGAUGAAGAAGAAGACUCAUAAUUGUUCUCUGUGGGUUAAUGAGUUUGGUUUCAAUUAGAGAUUUUUAAUAGUAAUGGCAGUAAAGAACAGGGAUAUAAAACCUCUUCUAGUGAAAUUUGGGGUGGCCUUGGCUCUCUCUUUUGCUGGAUUUCUCUAUUCUCGUUUUAGAACAAGAAGGAUCAAGCCUUCUCAACCUCCUCCACGCUCCUCGGGUGAAGGAAGUGAAGCUGAUAAGGGAGUAAGACCUCUGCAGAAGGAUCUCCUUAAUAUCACCACCAGGAAAGCACACAAUUCUCCCAAGGCUAGGAUUUCAUCUGAAAAACAUGAAGACACAUACAUGCCGAACGUUAGUGUUGAUGGUUGUACAUCUAGUAUUUCUCCAAGCAGUAAACAUAUUGGAGUUAAAGAUAAUUUGCUCUUGCCAGAGUUUAAUGAUCUUGUGAAGGAAUUUGACUUGGCCGCAUUUCAUCCAAUGAAGAACGUUGAAGCUCCUAGGUCAGAUGUGGAGACUCCAAAGGCAUUUAGAACUUUAGAAAACGACGACUAUGAGCUAGAAAUUAGACAGCUCAGGGACAUGGUUAGAAAACUUCGAGAGAGGGAACGGCAUCUUGAGGUCCAGUUGCUAGAGUAUUAUGGCCUUAAAGAGCAGGAGACUGCUGUUUUGGAGCUCCAAAAUCGAUUGAAGAUAAGCAGUAUGGAGGGACAACUUUUCAGUCUCAAGAUUGAGUCCUUACAGGCAGAAAACCGUAGACUAGAGGGGCAAGCUUCUGAUCAUGCAAAAGUGGUGGCUGAGCUUGAGGCUGCUCGGGCAAAAAUUCGGACACUUAAAAAGAAACUCAGAUCUGAAGCUGAACACAACAGAGAACAGAUCUUAAAUCUUAAGAAAAGAGUUGAAAAUUUGCAAGACAAUGAAGCUGCUGCCUUCAAUGCAGAGAUUCAAUUGAAGCUGAGAAGGCUAACAGAUUUGGAGGGUGAGACAGAAGAGUUGCGAGCAUCUAAUUUGAAAUUGCAACUUCAUAAUUCUGACUUGGCUCAGAGGUUGGAAUCCGCACAAGUCCUAGCAAAUUCUAUUCUGGAAGAUCCAGAGGUAGAAGCAUUGAAAGAAGAGAGGGACUGCUUAUGUAAUAACCCUAAAUUUUAGACAAUGUUAGUUUGAUUUGGAAUUCUAUAAAAUUUUGAAUUUUAUUAGAAUGAACGUAUUUGGUUGCGACGUUAGUAAACGAGAAACGGAAACGUUCUCGGAA
Molecule: messenger RNA, 1500 nt
Organism: Argentina anserina (silverweed cinquefoil)
Lineage: Eukaryota; Viridiplantae; Streptophyta; Magnoliopsida; Rosales; Rosaceae
Product: protein CHUP1, chloroplastic-like
Exons: 5
Coding region: 330-1397 (355 amino acids)
Biological process (GO): chloroplast organization
Cellular component (GO): chloroplast outer membrane
Source: RefSeq, a predicted model, not a curated record